AUGGAAACACUAAAGACAGUCCGGUUCUACAUCGUCUGGAUGGUGUACUUCACUAUAGGAGUGUCCAUUGACAUCUUCUACGGUUUUUACAAGCCGUAUGGAGAAACGUUCAUCCCUGACGAUUACUUCCUGUCUUUGGUGGCCUCAUUUGCUGCUGUAGCUACCGCCCUUGGUAACCUGUUCUGGGGCCUCAUGGUGGACAGGUAUUCAUACAAGCCCGUCCUGAUAACGCUGAUCACAGCCUGUGGGGUAUUCCAAGCUACUCUAACCACUACAGAGUACGGGGGCAAGCCCAUGUACUUCAUCUGGGUUUGCUGUCUCGGCUUCUCCAUGAACGGCAUAUUCAGCAUCCUUCCCCUGAUAGCCAUAGAGAUGUUCGGACACAAGUACUACUCAGUUAACUAUGGGCUUGUGCACACUGCUGGGAUAGCUUUUAGUUUGGUUGGAGCAACGAUUUCGUCUGAGCUGAAGGAUACCCUGGGGUGGCACGGCCUGUUUCUUCUGUCCGCUGGCAUAGCUGUUAUCAGUUUUCUCUUCUCCCUUAUCCUGUAUUUCAAGACCUGGACAAUGGGCAAAACCGUGACAUCGUUUGUGAUUUGA
Molecule: messenger RNA, 600 nt
Organism: Haliotis rubra (blacklip abalone)
Lineage: Eukaryota; Metazoa; Mollusca; Gastropoda; Lepetellida; Haliotidae
Product: protein ZINC INDUCED FACILITATOR-LIKE 1-like
Exons: 5
Coding region: 1-600 (199 amino acids)
Biological process (GO): transmembrane transport
Molecular function (GO): transmembrane transporter activity
Source: RefSeq, a predicted model, not a curated record